UUCAGCUGACAAACAGAAUUAUCUGCUGUUUCUGCAUGACGAAACUGAAAAUAAUUGAUGAUUCGGUCAAAUAUAAUGAUCAAGUGACAUACUUCGACGGACCUUAGGCUGUACUUCGGUGUACGGAAUGGGGUCAAUGAAUUAUUUCUUCGAUUUGUCCAGUGGCACUUGUCGAGAGGUCGAAUAAUGGAUAGAUCAUCAAGAAUAAUGCAGGGGAAGAAGAUAGAGAAAUUACUGAGGCUUUGACUCUCGGGAAAUGUCAUGCACUACAAUGUAGAAUUCAACGUACAUUUGAGGGGUGCCCAGCAAAGGUUGUUUUCCGUUCAGGAUCUUGAAUAAUUAACGAACUACACGACUACUAGGCCACGUGUAACACCGGUGCUGCAGUGACUCUGCAACUACAGUCCUCAAAGGUCGUGACAACCAUCAAGUAUCAUAGUGUAGUGAAUAGUUCCUCAACUAUUGCUAAUUAAGAAAAAAAUUAUUCGCCUUAAUUAAUCAAUUAAGUGCCACUGCGAAUAAAUCGUUAUCUGUAAUUCAAAAAAUCGUCGAUUACGAAAUCGAUACCUCUAAUAUUUACUUUAGGAGUUCCGGGGAAAUGAACAAGUGAGAAUAACCGGUGUGAGCAUUGCAAAAGUUAGUUGGUGCGUUGUAUAUGUAUUGAAUAUAGUUUGAGGAAAGGGGUGUGAGAAAGCAGGUGGCGUCGGUGGGUCUGUCCUGGUACCUGUCCAUUCCUUCACCGGCCCUUCUUCGCUCUUCAUCGAGAGUGUGCGAUCGAUACCAAUCGGCUAUUUCACACUCGAUAUUAUUCAUCGAAUGUCUCCAUUUCCCAGCGAUUAUCGGCAAACAAGAUUUGCAAAAUGACAGCUUCAAUGAUAAAAACGUGGUUGACACGCGGAGAAUUUGAAAAGCUUGAGCAUUACGUGCUGGAGGGUAAAGGUUCGCGACUAUUGAACGAACACUCGCCAGAUCUUCGAACACGAGUUUUCCUCAAGGGACUUCCCACAUACCUGUCGAAAAUUAGUCAAGCCCAUGAGGCAGUUACCAGGGGUGCCUUGGCAGAUCUCCAGAAAGUUAUAGCUGAUGAACCAAAAAAGAAACUUGCUAUCGCUAAAGACGCCGCGGGAAUUCCACUUCUUCACAAAGCUGUUUAUCAUGAUCACCAGGAUGUUGUUGAGUGGCUACUCGAUAACUAUCCGAAUACUGCUGUCCAGAAAGAUCGGGAGGGAAGGACUGCCCUGCACUUCUGCGUCGCCUGCAAGGAUCCAGAAUCAAUCUGGGAUUUAUUAAUCGAGGGUGGCUGUGACGCCAGUGUUUCCGAUAAACGUGGAAAUCCUGCGGCUUAUUAUCUAGAACACGCAUCCCAAAUUGAAUUACCUGACGCUGAAGCCAUGGCCACUAAACCGAAUACUGCGAAAAACGAGAGUUUAGACUUCAAGCCGUCGAAUAUAAGAAUAUGGAUUCACAAUCGUGAUAUUGCGAAAUUGCAGCAAGUACUCUGGGAAGGUCACGGAUCGAAGCUGAAAUGUGAGAUCAGUAAUAAUCCACGCGUUCGGAGGUUUCUGGAAGCUACACCUUUUAUCAUGGGUACGAUAAAGCAAAUCCACAACGGCGUGGUGAAGAACGAUGUCGAGGGUUUCCUGGAGAAGAUAGCAGACCCAGUAUCUCCAGUGAUUCUCUGCAGCAAAGAUAUGAACGGUCUGAAUGUUCUCCAUAAGGCCGCAGGUCUCGGGUACAUGGACAUUGCGCGUGAAAUUCUGGAGAGAUAUCCAGCUGCAGCUCUUGCUCAGGACAAUGAUGGUAAAACUCCUCUGCAUUAUGGGGCAGCUGUUCGGGAUGGUGGAGCUAUGUACGAACUCCUAGCAGAAUAUGGAGCUGACGAGAGUAAACUGGAUAAUAGAAACAAAGCAGCAGCUUUCUACAAGAAUCGUCCGGGUGACAUAGACCUGUCGAACCUGGUGGUGAUUCCAGAGGCGCCAAGAGUAUCAGGAACAAAGUACCCGAAGCACUGGGAUUGGCGGAUCCUGGACAGCGAUGGGAUGUCCCUGCGAUCCCUGAAGAAAAUCGACACCCAAGUGGAUGUGGACAGUGCAUUCGGCAGUGCUGAGAGCGCCCUGAAGAGCGCAGCAAGCUCAGAGAAUGUCUUUGGGAUGACUGACGAGGAGGGAUUAAAGGAUGAUUUGGUAGAGCAGGAAGAGCAGCCGGAGAACGAUGAUAAUGAUGAGGGUGAAGAGGAAGAAGCUGGAGCCGGUGGAGAAGAGGAAGAAGCCCCUGCUGAUGAAGAAGAGGAAGAAGCUCCAGCUGAAGGAGAAGAGGAAGCCCCUGCUGAAGGAGAUGAUGAAGAACCCGCAGCUGAAGGAGAGGCGGAAGAAGCUGCAGCUGAAGGUGAAGAAGAAGCAGCUGCAGCUGAUGAAGAAGGAGAAGCUCCUGCCGAAGGAGAAGAUGAAGAAACUGCUGCUGAGGCAGAAGAAGAAGCUCCUGCUGAAGGAGAAGAGGAAGAGGCUGUAGCUGAAGAAGAAGAACCAGCAGCUGAUGAUGACGCUGACGUUGAAGAAGCUGACGCAGAGCCAGGAGAUGAGGAUGAAGAAAAACCAGAAGACGCAGACAGCGGUAAUAUUGAACCCAUCGACGAGGAGAACCAAGACGAUGAGAAAAACGAGCGUAGCACUGGUGAUUCCGGUGUUGACGAGUCUCGAGUCGAGGACGAUCAGGUUAUCGCUGGUGAGCAUGAAGAAGAGAUCGAGGGGGAUUUUAACGAUGUCGACAUCAUUGAGGAUCCAGAGAUUGAUCAUCUACUGGUGAAUGGUAAUAUGGAGCAACUUGCUUCGGUUGUACUCAAUGGCGAGGGCAGACGAUUGGUCAAUAGGCAAUCCUCGAAUCCUGAGCUUCAGGCGUUCAUUGAUAACGUACCGUCAUACAUUGGGAAAAUUCAUGCUGUUCAUAUUGCUGCCAGAGAGGGCAAUCUCAGGGAUCUUCAGAAUGCCUUGGAUCGACGCAAAUUUGCCAUCGCCAGGGAUGGCGCUUCCCCACAUGGAGCUACACCACUUCAUGUUGCCGUUGUUUUUGGACAUACGUCUGUUAUAAGGUACCUAGCUGGAAGGUUCCCGGAGACGACGCAUGCAGUGGAUGUGGACGGUCGGACUCCUCUCCAUUAUGCUGCAACCUUAGCAGAUAAUGGUCAUUACUACAAUCUGCUGCUGCAUCUGGGAGCCAAUCCUCUGAUCCUAGAUAACUUCGGCCAGAAAGCCGAUUUUUACAAGGAAAACCAGACCGAUCUCUCCCACAAACAAUUGCUCCGGGAUUUCGGAGCUCGUGAAGAGCUCGCCGACGAAAUGCUCACGGACAAAGUGGGUGAAGGGGACGUAUACUCAGCCCGUCGUGACGUAACGGAAGCGGACAUCCUUUCGACCCUAGAGCGUUGCUUCCGCCUGCUAGUGCCAACAAGAAGAAACUCAGUGAUAAACUCAGGAUCAUCAAGCGCCGGUACAAUUCUGGGUCGUUGCCUAAAACGUCCGAUAUUUGACCAAAUAAAGCACCGUGUGACACGCAUGGACCACAAUCUCUUUGACAUUAUUUGGCCGUCUGUUAAAAAAUAUAGCAUCAACAAUCCCAAGCAUAUAAGCUACACAAGUGCCAGUAGCCAUCGCUCUAGCAUCACAGAUAUCGAUGAUGAUUUUGAUACAGUUAUUGUAGCUCCGGAUUACGAGAGCUAUAUCGUAUUCGCUGAAUUGUUUGAUCCAUUUAUCAGAAAUCUCCAUUGUGUAACAGCAACUGGAGAUCUUCCAGAUCAGCCCCUCUCCUGUUUCUUCACAGAUGCCAACAACAGCAACGAUUAUGAGACCGUCGAGGAGGUGAUGUCGACGGUGUUGACGUCGACGAUUGAUCCUUCCGGUAAAUAUGUCCAGCUGACGACCAUCGAUGCAUGCAGAAAUCUUGAGAGUUUUACACUGCCGUUGACAUUGACGAUAAAUCAACUGGAGGAAACUGAGAAGAGGAUCACUGGUGUUCUCAUGUCACCGGAAGUGGCGAUUGUCCUGGCGGAGGGUUCAUCCGAGGACGAGGCAGGCACUUAUUACACGUUGAAUGAGAUCCUGGAGAGGCCCAGUGACAUCAGGGUGCGACUGGAGGGUGCAGGACUCCUUGGGCCCAUUCUCGAGACAGAGCAGAGUGAUGAGAAGAGACUUCAUGGAAAACACUGGCCAUAUGGACGUGGAGUUUACGUGGCAUCUGCUGGCGAUAUCGCUGUCUGGGUGAAUGUCCAGGAUCACAUAAGGAUCAUCGUCAGAAGCCAUGACUCUCAUCCUGGUAUGAUUGGCAAGGCUUACGUCAGGAUUGCCAGGGUUCUCUCGAUUUUUGACAGGCGUAUGGUCUUCAAGAGACACCCGAAACUAGGUUUUCUCAGCGCAAGACCUGCCUCCAUUGGAAAUACCAUGAGAUUCUGUUGCACCAUUAAAUUACCGGGACUCUCCAGGACCUCGGACAAUCUCAAGGAGAUGUGCAUUACCCGGGGACUCAGGGCAACGGAAACAAUGCGCAGCGAUAUUUUCAAAAUUAGCAAUCUUCAGUGCCUCACUAUCACCGAAUUGCAGACCCUUCAGGACUUCAUUCGCGCCAUUCGGAGUAUUCUCUCUCUCGAGAAGGAAAUGGUUCUUACUAAUUCGUUGAAGAUUGCUACGUUGGUCACUGGGAUAUUCAAAAAACGAAAGAACUCCAUUUUCCAAGGCUGAUUUUCCACUGGUCCCUGUUCUGUUGUUUUAUGUCUUCGUUGAGUUCUUUGUUAAAUUUUGUAUUCCGUAAUUAACGAUUUAGUGAGUUGAUGUUCUGUGGGGAUUACAUCGAGCUCAAUGACUUACGCUUAUGAUAUUACUGUGAUAAAUACCAAUGUAUUGUUUAUGGAUUUAUGAGAUUAAUAUGUUGUAGCAAUGUUGUAUUGUUGAUAAUGUUGGAAAGAUGUGUGAGCGUUUUAUUUUCUCGACGGUUUCGUUUGUGGCGCGUCGUGAUAUAUUGUUGAUGAAAUAAUGAGUAACGAGUGGCUCAACACUUAUAAAUAAAUAAAUAAACGAGAGGGUCAGGCUGCCUCGAGGGGACUGCAUGU
This is a messenger RNA of Fopius arisanus, 5095 nucleotides long. RefSeq lists its product as uncharacterized. Gene Ontology annotation, molecular function: protein binding; kinase activity. The record is from RefSeq and is a predicted model, not a curated record. The coding region runs from base 861 to 4727 and encodes 1288 amino acids. NCBI's taxonomy places the organism in Eukaryota, Metazoa, Arthropoda, Insecta, Hymenoptera, Braconidae. The transcript is spliced from 16 exons.